This is a messenger RNA of Kwoniella shivajii, 2484 nucleotides long. RefSeq lists its product as uncharacterized. The transcript has 14 exons. Gene Ontology annotation, cellular component: transcription factor TFIIIC complex. Gene Ontology annotation, biological process: transcription initiation at RNA polymerase III promoter. Gene Ontology annotation, molecular function: histone acetyltransferase activity; protein binding. Bases 1 to 2484 code for a protein of 827 amino acids. The record is from RefSeq and is a predicted model, not a curated record. NCBI's taxonomy places the organism in Eukaryota, Fungi, Basidiomycota, Tremellomycetes, Tremellales, Cryptococcaceae.
AUGACAGGUGACUUCGACGAAAAUCCGCCCACCGUACUGGCUUCGAGAAACUUCCCCGGUAUCAUUCCUUCAACAUCACAUCAUAAUGUAUCAUGGAGUGAUGAUGGACAAUGUCUCUUCAUUACCAGAAAGGGUGUAAACAUAGUGACACCCCAUCUUACAACCACACUUCCUCCACCUACAACUCUUGUUGAUCCCACUUCAUCUCUCGAUAACCCCACUGCAGCGAUCAACGAAUCGAAACGACGUGCAGCUCUUCAAGCAGAAGCAGAUUCAGAAGAUGAAGGCCUGGAUACAUUCGAGGAUACUGCUAUUCCAAGUGAAAAGAAGGGGAAAUGGAGGAUGAGAAGACCCAAUAAUGGUGAAAUAAGAUUUUGGAGUACAGGUAUCGAAAUUGACAAAGAUGGUUCAAGGGAAGAUGUCUAUGGCUGGAGUGACAUCGGAGACGAGAUCACCGCCGUGUAUACUGAGAAAGAAGUAACGACCAGACAAGCUAUUUGGUCACCAUCAGGGCUGAGUGAUCUGGGCGGGUGUCUACUUGUUGUGCUCAACAGUGCGAUGCAGGUAUCCGUCUACGCUCCAAGAAACGAUCCAUACACAAAGCAAUGGGAUGAGUUAGCCGACUUAACGAUGUUGACGAAAGGUCUCCUUUCACAAGAAGCCAUCAAUGCUGAAAUGAGCGUGGAAUCAAUGUUGGAAUCAAGGACAACCUGCGUCAGGUGGUCAUCACACAUUCCGCUACGCUCCAUGUCAGGCGUAGAUGGUAGCUUGCUAGCAAUGAGCAAUCGAGCUGGAAAAGUCGCUUUUUGGACCUAUGGAACAGAGAAAAGAUUUCAUCGGGCUCAUUAUUUCGAUGUUUGUGAGAUAGGCGGAUGGGUUGCGGAUAUGGCGUGGUCUGAAUGGAAGGAAAUUGAGGAACAGACAUAUGAAGUGCAUCUAGCACUUGCUCUCACAGAUGGCUCGAUACGUGUGAUGACCCUACAACGGAGCGUUCAGCAGGAUGUAUCAGGAAUCCAGAAGUGGGAUAUAGAUGUUCAACCGUCUGUCAUCAUCGAUCGAGGGGAUAAGCGGAAUAUAUCGUCUAUAGAAUGGAUCAAUGAUGUGCUGAUAUGGACUAAAUCUGGAUCAGUACACAUUCUUGCCGGUGAAGGAAAUCAGACUGUUCAGUGGAAAGGCACAAUCUCAUUGAAGCUAGAGAGAGUAGGAAACUGGGCAAGUGCAAAUGGGCUCGGACCAUGUAUCGGCGUACAUCGUAUGAACCACAACACCAUUCUGAUUGUCCUGUCUUCUCUUACUGCACACCUCAUAACAAACUUCACCACUUCUCCAAUACUCGCUGAUCCACGUGAUUCCUUAAGAACUGCAUUAGCAAUGCGAGAUGCCUUUGAGGAUCACCUUUCUACAGAUUCGUUAAUCAAAACUAGAUUUAGGUCUGUGGAAAUCAAACCCGAAGCUUGGACUGCAGAUACUUCCGGGUGGACAAAUUUGGGCUGGGGUGGAAUAGGAACUUGGGUAACGGAGCCAGUCAACUUCCAUUCGCUUGAUAGCGCCACAGAGGGGAAACGAUCAAUGAAUUUAGUAGUUGCAAAUCUGGGGGGAUCCUGUCCAUCCCCAGACUUAUCUGUAAUAGAUGCACUACGGAGUAUACUGGGAAAUCCUCCCAGCUUGCUUUUCACCUCCUCUGGGAGGUUAUUGAUGCCUUACCUUUUACACAUCAUAACUCUGAGACAGCCUGAGUCUCAAGCCGAGCAUUUCCUAAAUCUGGUCAAAUCGGACACCGAUGCCUCAAGUUUUGUCGAACCAAAAGGAAGGGAACUGAUCGAGGGGUUUUGGGGAGGAAUUGAUCUGGAUCGAAUGCGGUUGAAGUUCGUUCUAGCUUCGUGGUGUGCGGCUACUUACCCUUCAUUUGCAAUUCAAUUCGAAGAAACCAUGGCUAUCAUAUCAAAAACAAUCGUUUCGUACCUGAUAGCAACUCUUCUACAAUGGACCGAUUCACUUUCUCAGUUGUCCAACCUCAGCCCUAUAGAUCAGCAGUUCCUUACGCAACUACUCAAAGCUGCACGAGAUGUCCCCUCAGAAGACAAUGAAAUGCAGCUGGCUCCGUUAGCUGCCAAUUUAGCCAGAAGCUUGAAUCAGGAUGGAGCAAUUGGAGGUUUGGAAGAAUCAGAGGAAAGGUGUCCGGCUUGUAAGACAGAAGUCGGACCUGAGGGGACAUGUGCGAAAGGGCACGUGUGGUCUCGAUGCUCUAUAACACAUCUUUUGAUCACUCAUCCCCAUUAUCGAGUGUGUUCAACCUGUCCAGCGAUAUCUCUUCUCCCUCAACGGCAUCUGCAAACUCCUAUAUCGGUUGAUAGGGAAGGUAAAGAUCAAGAUUGGGCAAGAUUUGUACCGAUUGAAGGAGGAGAAGAUAGUUUGAUUCAAGUAGCUUUGGAAGCUGCGAUAGGUUGUCCGAGCUGUGGAGGAAGAUGGCAGAGAGCUGUAUAG